AUGACUAAUCGUACAGGUGUUCCUAACGACCUAUCUGUAUACUGGCACCAAUAUCCAUAUAGUCUCGGCGUGGUCUUCUGUAAGCUGAAGGCUCUCAUCUCUGAAGCAGCAUCGUAUGUGUCCGUGUUGACUAUAGUAGCGUUCACUCUCGAACGCUACCUGGCCAUCUGUCAUCCCUUACACAUAUACGCUGUGGCCGGUCUGCGGCGAGCCUUACGGAUAGUACUCUCUCUGUGGGUGUUGUCUCUGUUGGCUGCAUCACCCUUCGCUCAUUACACUACAGUCAAUUAUCAUCAAUAUCCACCGACAUCAGGGAAUGCUUCAUUGGAGUCAGCAUUCUGUGCUAUGCUUGAACUACCUUCCUGGUACAUCUGCGAGCUCAGUAGCUUCUUCUUCUUCCUUCUCCCUGGACUUGUCAUACUCUGCCUCUACGUCAGAAUGGGAUUACGGAUCAGUUCAACCCACACUCACACUCCUGUUAGUUCCGGGACUCUGAACGGAGUUAACGGCAGGUGUUCACGGAGAGGCGCGCCAGGCUCAGUCCAGAAAGAACAUCAUACGGAUGCUGAGUACAGAAAAGCUUUCAAGGAAACUCUCUGCUGUCGGAAGGUCCACAGAAUGAAAAGCAGCUCUGACAGCAGCAACUGGUACAGUGAACGAUGGAAGGACUUCAACAGACGACAGAAUGGACACUGGAAGAAGAACAACCACGAGGCGAGCGAGUUGAUGAUGAAAUAUUAUAAAUGUUAG
Molecule: messenger RNA, 750 nt
Organism: Danaus chrysippus (African queen)
Lineage: Eukaryota; Metazoa; Arthropoda; Insecta; Lepidoptera; Nymphalidae
Source: the annotation of a GenBank genome assembly